AUAUCACGGCUAUUGUUUGGUUCGUUGCACAUCGCACGCAAACCCUUCACACGGCGCUGCAGGUGAGGUGACACCAUGCAUUUCCCCUACUUCUUCUCCAUGGUAAAUAAAUGGUCUAAGUUGAAACGAAAAAUGUAACUUCACUUUUUAUCUAGUGCCAUUAAUUAAGUAAUCCUAAUGUAUCAUUGGGUUUGAUGGAACUUUCCCUUCUCCAAGAUAUUUGUCUGCACAAGCACAAAAAACCUGCUUCUCUGCUAAAAUAGCCACGACACAUCCAUGCAUGAUCUCCUCUUAAAUCUACUCGAUCGAUCGUUUUCCACAAAGGCUUGCAUGUAGAUAAUAACACAAGGGCUAGCUAGCUUGUGCUUCUUCAUCCUGCUAGGUCAGCUUCAUCGGUGGCCAUUUAAUUAAUUUGGCGAGAUGGGUAUGGUCACUUCCAUAUGUAUGGAGCCGAUCAAGCGCCGACGAGUGGAGAAGGACCUCGACGACAAGGUGGCGGACGCGCUCCAGGAGAGGACCAGGUCCCGGCAGAGGACCUUCAGGUCCGUGAACAGCAUCACCAUGCGUCUGCCCAGGUUCAAGGAGGGGCUCAGGGACAUCAAGGAAAUCUUCGAUCAGUAUGAUGAGGAUUCAAAUGGCACAAUCGACAACGAGGAGCUGCAGAGCUUCCUUAGCAAACUCCAGGUGAAGAUGUCCCAGCAGGAGAUCGACAACCUGCACAGCUACUGUGACAUCGACAGCAGGAACGGGAUCCAGUUCCAGGAGUUCGUCGUGCUCCUCUGCCUCAUGUACCUGCUGUUCGGGCCAGACGUUACGCGCCGGGUUUCAGAAUUCGAGUCUGUGAAGCUCAACUACGUCUUCGACGAGCUCAUUGACGCGUUCAUCUUCUUCGACAAGGAUGGGGAUGGCAAGAUGAAGAAGAGAGACGUCACCCACAGGAUGAACGAGGCGUCUCACCAGGAGAGGACUCCCAGUCACAUAACAGCACAGCUAUUCAAGGAGAUGGAUCUGAACAGGAAUGGGAAGGUGAACCUCAAGGAGUUCCUCUAUUCCAUGAUCAGAUGGGCAGGUCUCGAAACUGAAGACGACGGCAGCAAUGAGGCCUCCCCCUAAUGAAAUAGCUGAAGCUCAUCUAGAAUCCUGACAUGGAAAUCAGGGUUGUUGUUAACAAGUGAAGGCCGCGCACUUCUCACCAAGGUCACCCUUUCUGCGAUUCUGGUGCACAUUCCCGUCGUGUCUUGUCUCAGAUGAGGUCAAGAACUAAUUUGCUAGAUUUUCAAGAUUAAGAGAGGAAAAACUCAUUGUUCAUGCAGAUAAACAAAUAUAAAGCUUAUGUCCAAGCUACUGACAUAUUUGAGAUAACGAGCAACAUGGAGGAAUAUAAGUAAGGGCAAUGCUACGGACACUCUUUACUUCCUAUGAGGUAAUACCUCAAAAGAAUUUGAGCCGUUGAUUUUUUUAAUAUUUUUACAAUUAAUUAGUUAACUUGAGAAAAGAGAAAAAGAUUUCAGAUCCUUAAAUCAAGG
Sorghum bicolor (sorghum) is the source of this 1526-nucleotide messenger RNA. RefSeq names its product probable calcium-binding protein CML22. Lineage: Eukaryota; Viridiplantae; Streptophyta; Magnoliopsida; Poales; Poaceae. The record is from RefSeq and is a predicted model, not a curated record. The transcript has 5 exons. Bases 421 to 1113 code for a protein of 230 amino acids. Gene Ontology annotation, molecular function: calcium ion binding.